AUCAACUGCUCUCUCUAAGCAAACAAGGUGAAAUGGAUCUGCACUUGCCUCAUUGCUUGCAGGCCGUAUAAUUUAUUUCUCUAAAAUAUUACUUGGCUGUCUUAUAUCUAUACUAUUAACAAGGUAUGAGCAGAAUUUUGGCUUGUUUUUAUAUUGUUUUACUAAAAGGCCCCCCUCCAUUUACAUAUAAACUAACUAUGCACAUAGUAGUAGCACUUUAUGAAUGAAUGUUAAAAAAUAAUAUUUAUAAAUAAAUGUACAGAUAUUAUUUUUUAUAUUUUGCAUAUAUAUCAAUUGCUAGUAAAUGAAUAUUUGAACCAUUUCAAUCUGUACAGGUGAAGAGAUGGUUUACCCUUGACUCUAUAUAUAUAUUAUUUUCUAUUUAGUUCUACAUAAAAAGCGCUUAGUAAGUAGUUGGAUGAAAUUUGAUUGAAUAAAAAUAUAACAAUAAUAAUAGUAAUAAUUGUUAGUUGUUAUAUAUAGCCAUUUUCUUCUUGAUUGAGGUGUUUCAAAUUCAAAUUCAGGACAAUCUGACCUUGUCCUUGUGAAACAAAAAGUAGGAUGAAGAUUUGAUAAUCAAAUUUACACAUGAAAUUACAUAGAAACCCUGUCCUCUUCUCUUUUAUAUUUGCUUGCUUGGUAAACUCAACAAACACCUUCCACUUCAAAUAUAAAAAAUGGAAAAGAAAAAUAAGAACAUUAGAGAGAGAAUCAAUUAAUAGAAGAAGAUGUGAUAUAUUUUCACUUUUCGUUGGAUGGUAAUUUACACACAUCAGUUCGGCGCACACUUAAGACUUACGUAUGUAUAUAUAUAUGCAAUAUCUUUCCUAUAUAUGCGAGAGAAAGAAAAGCCGGUGUUCCCUGGUGAGAGAUGGCAUCUUUCGACCAUGCGUACAGCAUGGACGGCGACGCGUUGCCGCAUCCAUUUGACGACGGCGGAUACGCUGCCUAUGGCAAUUCCUACACCGCCUCACUCCGCAGCGGCUUGCACCCCAGGGUACGGCGACACUGAGGAGGUGGCAGUGGAUCACGUGAAUAGCCUUGACCCGUUAGGUUUCAGCUCGAAUCCUCAACCAUUCGGAUCAUCCGGUUUGCUUCCGAUCUCCAAUGGCAAUGGCAGUUUGUCUUAUAACAUCGGGGAAGAUUCCGAGGGAAUAUUCAGCUCGGACGGACCGAUCCUUCCGCCUCCUAGUGAGAUGCAAGAAGAAGGAUUUGCUUUUCGCGAAUGGCGGAGGCAAAAUGCCAUUAGGCUGGAGGAGAAGGAGAAGCGGGAAAAGGAAAUGCGAAACCAAAUCAUAGAAGAAGCUGAAGCGUAUAAACAAGCUUUUUAUGAGAAAAGAAAGCUUAAUUUAGAGACUAGCAAGACUAACUACCGAGAGAGAGAAAAGUUAUUCGUGGCCAGCCAAGAAAAAUUCCAUGAAGAUGCUGAUAAACAGUACUGGAAAGCCAUAGCAGAGCUCAUUCCUAAUGAAGUGCCCAACAUUGAGAAGAAGGGAAGGAAGAAGGAUCAAGAUAAGAAGCCAUCUAUCACGGUCAUCCAAGGGCCCAAACCUGGUAAACCAACUGAUCUUUCAAGGAUGCGUGGAAUAUUGGUGAAGCUCAAACACAGCCCCCCAGCUUGCAUGUUACCACCCCCACCUGCUCCCGCUAAGGAUGGGAAGGAUGACAACGAUGGGAAAAAUGCAAAAAAUGCUACGGAUGCAACAUCUAAUGCUGUGAAAGAGGCCGUAGCUGCAGCUGCUAUGGACUCUGUUUCGAAUGGAACAGCAGCAGAAUCUGUUGCCCCAGCUAAUGCCCCAACAAGUUGAGAUUCUUUGUUGUUGUGUGAUUGUUUGAUGAACAUUCCUUGGUACUGUAAUGAUCUUUUCUUUUCUUUUUUUGUUUUGACAUUAUUUGAGCCUGUCAAUUGUAUUUACCUUCCAGCGCAGAAACUGUUGACACUUAAGUUCCUUAUUCCUUUCACCCAGCCUAAUUUAGAAAUGAAGGUUUGUCGAAGAGAGCAUUCACAAAUGCCAAUGAAAUAUUUACCAAUGAAUAAUUACAUAUGCUAUGAAAGAAUUAAACCAGAAUCAUGUGUUUGAGGACAGAAUACGGGAAGCUCUCAGAUCCAUGUCUCCAUAGUCCAUUCUACAUAUGUACCAAAAAUGCCCCCCAGAGGCAGGAAAGAUCUAAUGCAGAUCAUUGAGAAUUCAAUAAACAAGGCAUGAGAAAUAUCAUUAGAUUGAA
Molecule: messenger RNA, 2226 nt
Organism: Sesamum indicum (sesame)
Lineage: Eukaryota; Viridiplantae; Streptophyta; Magnoliopsida; Lamiales; Pedaliaceae
Product: clathrin light chain 2
Biological process (GO): clathrin-dependent endocytosis; intracellular protein transport
Cellular component (GO): plasma membrane; clathrin coat of trans-Golgi network vesicle; clathrin coat of coated pit
Molecular function (GO): clathrin heavy chain binding; structural molecule activity
Source: RefSeq, a predicted model, not a curated record